UCUUGAGUAAAUUACGUGUUCCGUUCGCUUUAACUUACAAUCAUGUCUGGUCGCGGUAAAGGUGGUAAAGUAAAGGGAAAGUCAAAGACUCGUUCAAGCCGUGCUGGACUUCAGUUCCCAGUUGGUCGUAUCCAUCGUAUGUUACGUAAAGGUAACUACGCUGAACGUGUUGGAGCUGGGGCUCCGGUGUACUUAGCAGCUGUUAUGGAAUACCUCGCUGCUGAAGUACUCGAGUUGGCAGGUAACGCUGCUCGUGAUAACAAGAAGACUCGUAUCAUUCCACGUCAUCUCCAACUGGCUAUCCGUAACGAUGAAGAGUUGAAUAAACUUCUUUCUGGAGUUACCAUCGCUCAAGGUGGAGUUUUGCCCAACAUCCAAGCUGUCUUAUUGCCCAAGAAAACCGAAAAAAGCAGUUCUUAAAUUACUUUCCCAUCUCCACAUAAACAAAACGGCCCUUCUCAGGGCCACCAAAUUUUUUAAAACGAAAGUUAACUUAUUCAAAUUUGUUAUCUCCACUAAAUUAAUUGUCUGUCAUAUUCACCUGUGAUAUUGAUAACGUUUUUGUUCAUCAAGUCCAGUUAUCCUUGACUUGAAAUGUAAUAUAAUUUACUGUAAAUUGAUUCUAAUUUAUAAUCAGUUUACUUGAACUAAGUUGAAAAUACUGUUUCCAGCCACUUUACCCUUACCUAUACUCGAACCUUCGUUAUCAUACAAUCAUUCUUAACAACGUAUAUCUCAUUGACAUAAAUCCAUAUAGUAUAAUCCCGGCGAAAAAGUCGUCCUCCCGCUACCAUUAGUUAGCACGUAUUUUCUAUACCCCCACUA
Microplitis mediator is the source of this 825-nucleotide messenger RNA. RefSeq names its product histone H2A. The transcript has a single exon. The coding region runs from base 43 to 420 and encodes 125 amino acids. Gene Ontology annotation, molecular function: DNA binding; structural constituent of chromatin; protein heterodimerization activity. The record is from RefSeq and is a predicted model, not a curated record. Gene Ontology annotation, cellular component: nucleosome. NCBI's taxonomy places the organism in Eukaryota, Metazoa, Arthropoda, Insecta, Hymenoptera, Braconidae.